GGUCCACAGCACCCGGUGUCAAACGAUCAAACCCCACGAAUCACUGCUCCACGCUGUUCAGUGAAUUGGGGGCGACCGGCGAGAGAAUCCCUUGGAAGUCUCAAGACUGGAUCUCUCGAGAAGGGAGGGGAACGACGGCAAUAAUGGACCAGAACCAGAGGACUUCCAGGCCUGUUCAGCUCCACCCAGGCAGGAUUACCAUCGUCGAUCUCUUCAACAUUUAUCUUGGGAGGAAUUCACGGCAGAAAUCUGAAGAUAUGCCCCAAGAAUCCGCAAACAAGAUGCUGAAGAGAGUAACUGCUCCUAACAGAGAGCUUCCUCCUCGAAACGAACAAUUUCUAUUAGAUUUUGAGCAGUUGCAAGGGCAGUUCCAAGAUCCAGAGCAACUGCGUACUGUGACAGAAUCAGUUCUAAUAGCAUUUGUGGUCCAGUGCUGCGCCCAUGUGCCACAAUCCGAAUUUCUUCUAUUUGCAUUAAGAAGCUUGUCCAGUGUAGGUUAUAUCAAGUGGGAUUCGUUCAUUCCAUCGCUCCUUUCCACUAUUUCCUCUGCAGAGGGAUCUUCUGGGCCUGGAAGUCCAACAAUGGCAGGAAGCUUUUCUAAUGUUGUAGGUUCGAUGACGACUUCUCUUAUUUCUUCAAAUCCUAAUGCUUCAAGCUCCCUUGUAUCUACUCCAGCUUCUCCCCUUCCAUCAAUGCAUGGCAUUGGAUCCCCUACCCAGUCUACGACCGAUCAGCCUUCCGGGCCAAGUCUCUCACCAGUUAAGCCUUCUGAGCUUGCCGGCCUUAGUCAACUUUCUACUGCAAAGGUGAAUCAGCCAGUUAGAGCUGUUGCUAUAGGCUAUCUACGUCAAUUAGCAAGUAAAAUUAUUCUCACAGCUCUGGAAUCCAAUCUAAAGCCUAUAACUAAUGCAGAGAUUUUCUCUCACAUGACUAAUUGGCUAGUUAACUGGGGUCAAAGAUAUCCAGGCGUUGAUGAGUCUGAUACUAUAAAGGGUUGGAAGCAUGAAAGGCCUUCCCUUGAAUGGAUGCACAUUUGCUUGAAUGUGAUAUGGAAAUUGGUUGAUGAAGAUAGAUGCCUCAUUCCCUUUUACGAGUUGAUCCGAAGUGGAUUGCAAUUUGUGGAGAACAUUCCUGAUGAUGAGUCUUUGUUUGGGAUCAUUUUGGAGAUACAUAGAAGGAGAGAUAUGGUGGCCUCACACAUGCAAAUGUUGGAUCAACACCUUCAUUGUCCUUCUUUUGGAACUCAUCGUUUUUUGUCUCAAACCUACCCGAAUGUACCGGGUGAACCCAUAACAAAUCUUCGUUAUUCGCCGAUUACCUAUCCAAGUGUCUUGGGAGAACCAUUACAUGGAGAGGAGCUUGCCUUUUCUAUACAACGAGGUAGUUUAGAUUGGGAGAGGGCACUGCGUUGCCUUAGGCAUGCCCUUCGCACCAAUCCUUCUCCAGAUUGGUGGAGACGCGUUCUUCUUUUAGCUCCUUGCUAUAGGCAGCAAGUUCAACCACCGACCCCCAUAGCAGUUUUCUCUCAGGAUAUGAUUUGUGAGGCUGUUAUUGAACGAACUAUUGAUUUACUUAAAAUGACGAACUCAGAAAUUCAGUGUUGGCAGGAUUGGCUUAUGUUUGCGGAUUUAUUUUUCUUUCUAAUGAAGAACGGGUACAUCGAUUUUCUUGAAUUUGUUAACAAACUUGCCUCAAGAGUUACUCAAGGAGAUCAUCAGAUUCUUCGUAGUAAUCAUGUGACAUGGUUGCUUGCACAAAUUAUUCGUUUGGAUAUUGUAAUUAAUACUUUAAACUCAGAUCCAAAGAAGGUUGAGACAACGAGAAAGAUCAUUUCCUUCCACAAGGAAGAUAAGAACCCUGAUGCAGGCAACAGUAGCCCACAAAGUUUGCUUUUGGACUUUAUAAGUAGCAGUCAAAGUCUACGCAUUUGGUCCUUAAACUCUUCCAUUAGAGAGUAUCUUAAUAGUGAUCAGCUUCAGAAAGGGAAGCAAAUAGAUGAAUGGUGGAAGCAGGUGACAAAAGGAGAACGCAUGAUGGAUUUUAUGAACAUGGAUGACCGAUCGAUGGGUAUGUUUUGGGUUCUGUCAUACACCAUGGUUCAGCCAACUUAUGAGGCUGUGAUGACCUGGCUUACUUCUUCCGACGUAACUGAAAUUCUUCAAGGAACUGUACAGUCUAAUGAUAGAAUGAUGAUGAUGCGGGAAACUUGUCCUCUUUCUAUGCCACUUCUUUCUGGUUUAUCUAUAUACUUAUGCUGGAAACUAUCGCACCAACUUGAAGAAGGAAUAUUUCUCGGACAGGUCAUUCCUAGCAUAGCUAUGGUGGAGACUUAUGUUAGAUUGCUGUUAAUUGCUCCUCACUCGUUAUUCCGUUCGCAUUUCACGAAUUUGACUCAGAGAUCCCCAUCAAUUUUGAGCAAGCCUGGCGUUUCCCUUUUGCUCUUAGAAAUAUUAAACUAUAGAUUGUUGCCAUUGUACAGGUACCAUGGAAAGAACAAAGCUUUGAUGUAUGAUGUAACAAAGAUAAUAUCAAUGAUAAAGGGUAAACGUGGAGAACACCGACUGUUCAGAUUGGCUGAGAACCUAUGCAUGAAUUUGAUCCUUUCAAUAAGGGAUUUUUUCCUUGUGAAGAAAGAGUUAAAAGGACCUACUGAAUUUACUGAGACACUUAAUCGGAUGACAAUUAUUAGCCUUGCUAUCACUAUCAAGACACGUGGUAUUGCUGAGGUUGAGCAUAUGCUUUAUCUUCAACCCUUGUUGGAGCAAAUAAUGGCUACCAGUCAGCACACAUGGUCAGAAAAGACUUUAAGAUACUUCCCUCCACUUAUAAGAGACUCCUUAAUUGGCAGAAUGGAUAAGAGGGGCCAGGCUAUUCAGGCGUGGCAGCAGGCGGAAACCACAGUGAUUAACCAGUGCACUCAGCUUCUUUCUCCAUCAGCUGAUCCAACUUAUUCUCUGACAUAUCUUAGUCAUAGCUUUCCUCAACAUCGUCAGUAUCUUUGUGCGGGUGCUUGGGUGCUUAUGAACGGACUCCCUGAGAGCAUCAGUAGUGCAAACCUUGCACGUGUCUUAAGGGAAUUUUCUCCUGAAGAAGUGACAUCAAACAUAUACACGAUGGUAGAUGUACUUCUGCACCAUAUUCAGUUGGAGCUACAGAGGGGACAUACAGCCCAGGACCUUCUAUCUAAAGCAAUAUCAGGCAUUGCUUUUUUCAUUUGGACGCAUGAGCUGCUUCCACUUGAUAUUUUGCUACUAGCUCUGAUAGACAGGGAUGAUGAUCCUUAUGCAUUGCGCAUUGUGAUAAGUUUGCUUGACCGAACAGAACUCCAGCAGAGAAUUAAAAUGUUCUGCUCAAGUCGUAUUACGCCUGAGCAUUGGCUCAAUAACCAACCCCCCAAAAGAGCUGACGUACAAAAGGCUCUCGGAAACCACCUUGUGUGGAAAGAUAGGUACCCUCCUUUUUUCGAUGAUAUAGCUGCGCGGCUGAUCCCCGUCAUUCCACUAAUUAUAUAUAGGUUAAUUGAAAAUGAUGCAACUGAUAUUGCCGAAAGAGUUUUGGCCUUAUAUUAUUCACUUCUCAUCUUCCACCCACUGAGAUUUACCUUUGUUCGAGAUAUUCUUGCAUAUUUUUAUGGUCACCUUCCAACCAAGCUUAUUGUUCGCAUACUCAAAGUACUCGACAUUUCAAAGAUUCCUCUUUCAGAAUCAUUUCCUCAGUACGUUUCAUCAAAUCCACCAAUUUGUCCUCCAGUGGACUACUUUGCCACUCUAUUACUUGGCUUAGUGAACAAUGUUAUUCCUCCAUUAAACAGUAAGUCAAAAUCAGAGACAGUGAGCGAACCUUCUGCUAUUUCCAGCCGCCCGACAAUGACCAAAAGCCAAGCAUCUCCGCCGUCAGCAUCGGCCAACAACGCCGAAGGACAGAAAGCAUUUUACCAAAAUCAGGAUCCCGGUACGUACACGCAGCUUGUCCUGGAAACUGCAACCAUUGAAAUCCUUUCGCUUCCGGCAACUGCAUCCCAAAUUGUAGCUUCGCUCGUUCAAAUUGUUGCUAACGUACAGCCUUCGCUUAUUCAGUCGACCAACGGGUUGCAAGUGCUGUCAGGGGCCUCCAGCCAGACCUCCGGGCUCCCAACAUCUCCGUCGGCCGGAGGUUCGGAAUCAUCCGGGGCAAAUCGUUCAGCUUCGGCAACUGGAAUGAAUGCCACCAGUUUUGUUUCUAGAAGCGGUUACUCAUACCAGCAGUUGUCUUGUUUAAUGAUACAAGCUUGUGGGCUUUUGUUGGCCCAGCUCCCCCCGGAAUUUCACUUGCAACUUUACUUAGAGGCAUCCCGUAUAAUUAAAGAAUGUUGGUGGCUCACAGAUGGGAUUAGGUCAAUUAAGGAGCUCGAUUCGGCUGUUAGUUAUGCUUUGGUGGAUCCUUCGUGGGCGUCACAGGAUAACACGUCGACCGCCAUAGGAAAUAUAGUUGCCCUUCUUCAUUCUUUCUUCAGUAAUCUUCCUCAUGAGUGGCUGGAGUCCACACACACUAUCAUUAAGCACCUUCGCCCCGUGGCAUCCAUCGGAAUGAUGAGAAUAGCAUUCCGCAUAAUGAGCCCAUUGCUGCCGCGCCUCGCCUUCGCCCGUCCACUCUUCAUGAAGACUCUAGCGCUUCUAUUCAACGUAAUGGCGGAUGUCUUUGGGAAGAACUCACAGCCUGCAACUCCUGUGGAUGCAUCAGAAAUCAAAGACCUGAUUGACUUCUUGCACCAUGCUGUUAUGUAUGAAGGGCAGGGUGGGCCAGUGCAAAGUAACAGCAAACCCAAGAUAGAGAUUCUAACACUGUGUGGGAAAGUGGUAGAACUCCUCAGACCAGAUGUGCAGCAUCUCUUCAUUCACCUGCAGACCGAUCCAAACUCUUCUAUCUAUGCAGCUACUCACCCAAAACUGGUUCACAAUCCUGCUUGAGAAGAACACCACCCCUUUUUUCUGCUGCUUUAGUCUAUUUAUGUAAUUUUGACAUUUUGUUCUUUGUUCAUUAAAAUAGUUUCAGGUUUUGUCAGGAGGCUAAAAUGUGCAAUAAUCUACAUGGUUUGGACUAGUUUUCAAAUUGUUUUUUGGAUUGUUAUGGUAAGGAAUGGUGGUGUAAAAUAUGAAAUGAUGGUGUAAAUUUUUGGUUGGUUUUUGUGAGUUUGGAAGGCAACAGAUUGGGGUGGCUCAUAAGCUAAUUUAUGAUU
This is a messenger RNA of Phalaenopsis equestris, 5215 nucleotides long. RefSeq names its product mediator of RNA polymerase II transcription subunit 23. The record is from RefSeq and is a predicted model, not a curated record. Gene Ontology annotation, cellular component: transcription regulator complex; mediator complex. Bases 144 to 4946 code for a protein of 1600 amino acids. NCBI's taxonomy places the organism in Eukaryota, Viridiplantae, Streptophyta, Magnoliopsida, Asparagales, Orchidaceae. The transcript is spliced from 21 exons. Gene Ontology annotation, biological process: positive regulation of gene expression; regulation of transcription by RNA polymerase II.